Molecule: messenger RNA, 697 nt
Organism: Rubroshorea leprosula
Lineage: Eukaryota; Viridiplantae; Streptophyta; Magnoliopsida; Malvales; Dipterocarpaceae
Source: the annotation of a GenBank genome assembly
GGAAUCAUAUUGCAAUCCCCCAAGACAUUCCAUUGCCUAAAAAUGAAGACAACGUUGUUUGCCAAAUAUGUGAUAUUUCUGGACAUGUUGCUAUUAUAUGCCCGCAAUGAUAUAAAGUAACUUGUCAACUGUGUAACCGUGAGGGUCAUACUGCAAAAGUUUGCCCAAAUCGUUACCGAUCAGAAAGCGCGUCAGACCCAUCCUCUACACCUACUGAGUCUUCUGAAACUAUUACAAAGAUUUUUGCUAAUGAUCGUCUUACAUUUACAAAAAAGUCUUGGGAUGAAGCAUGUAAAAAAUUACAUUCCAUUCAAGAACCGUAGUUAUUUUACCUUAUUUACUUAUAUUCUGCAAUGUAUUUUCUUGUCACGCCCCAGAACCCAAAUCUAGGGAUGUGGCAGACGCCGUGCACUCGUGAGACGGGUCCCACAAGUGCACAAGGCUCGGAACUUAUUCAAAUCACAAACUAAUACCAUCAAAAUCUGAAGAUCAAAUUAUAAAAUCUCUUUGAUAUCAUAAAUCUCCAAUAAAAUCUCCAAAUACAAGAUCAUGAUUUAUAUCUAAAUCUAUGCUCAAUCUCGAAAUGACAAGCCUUCUAACUUGUCACUCCCCUUGAUUUCCCCGUCCUCGCUUUCACUUCCUGAAAUGGUGGACAAGGAAAACUAUGAGAUAAGCUCAAUAAGUAAAUAUGGAUAGC